Molecule: messenger RNA, 333 nt
Organism: Leishmania braziliensis MHOM/BR/75/M2904
Lineage: Eukaryota; Euglenozoa; Kinetoplastea; Trypanosomatida; Trypanosomatidae
Product: putative small nuclear ribonucleoprotein protein
Exons: 1
Coding region: 1-333 (110 amino acids)
Biological process (GO): mRNA splicing, via spliceosome
Cellular component (GO): U5 snRNP; cytoplasm; U1 snRNP
Molecular function (GO): RNA binding
Source: RefSeq, a predicted model, not a curated record
AUGGGCAAAUACACCAUGCUGCACAACAUCAACAGGGUGUUGUGCGUUGUGCUCGAUGAUGGUCGUAGCGUCACGGGCAAGCUGCUCGUCUUUGACAAGCACAUGAACGUUGUGCUCGGCGAUGCCGUCGAGGAGCGGCCACAGUCCAAGAGGAUGGCUGAGGAGGGCGUCUCGUCAAAGCGCCAGCUGGGGCUUAUCUUGCUGCGCGGCGAGCACGUCGUGUCCGUUACAGUGAUGAAGGAUGUCGAGAACGGUGGGAGUGGGGCCGCGGCAAACUUUAGCGGCGCUCCCAAGUCGGCGAAGGCGACGGCGAUGAAGCGCAAGCGCAGCUAG